AUAUUUUGAAUUUUGAUCAAAGAAGGGUUUCUUUCGAUUGAAACUUGAGACAGUAUAUUAGUAGAUAGGAAGAAAGAAAAGAGAGGGAGAAUUUGGAGAGACGAAGCCCGCUCUUGUUUAACUUCAAAACCCUUCCCAUUUGCCUUACCGUACCCACUCCCUCUCUCUUUGUCCGAGCUUUAUUUUUAUUUUCAUUUUUUUAGGAUUUUUUUUAAAAGAGGAAAAAAAAAAACAAAAGAAAACAAACUUCGGAAACCAAAACCCCACAAUCGCCACUAUCUUGUCAGUUUUCACUCUCUUUCUCUUUCUUCCCUUCACCGUCUCCCCCUCCAAGAGACUAAGUAAGAGAAAAACCAAACUCCACAGUUUUUCUCAAACCCAAAAAAAAAAAAGGAAAAAGAGUUGAAAAAUCUCCAUGGAUCUUUAUAAUACAACCAACGUUUUGUUCAGCAAAAUCAAGAUUUUGGACCCAGAAAAUGCUUCAAAGAUCAUGGGUUACAUCCUUAUCCAAGACUUAGCAGAAAGGGAUUUGUUGCGUUUAGCCUUUGGUCCUGAAACCCUUUUACAGUCGCUUGUUUUCAAGGCUAAAGCUCACUUAGGACUUUCUUCAAGUACUUUCUCUACUCCUUUGAACCCAAUCUCAAGACCCAACAGUUCCAACUCCAACAAUUCCCAAAGCCUACUUCCUCCAUCAUCUCCUAGCCUCAUUCCAAUAAAUGGGUUCUUGGAUUUUUCAAAGAAGGUGCCUUCUUGGUCUCCUACUAGCAGCCCCAAGUCAAGUCCUUUUCUUUCUUAUGAAAAGAUCCACUCUGGGUCUCUCUUAGUUCCUCCAAGGGCUGGGGAUAACAACACUGCUUUUAUUGAUGAGAAUCAAAUGAGUGAUUAUUUUUCUUUCUUGAACGAUUCUUCCUCUUCUAAGAAUGAGGAAUUUGUUGGUCAUAGAAGGAAUUUUUCAGCAAGUGAUGCAUGUUUUGCGACAGCUGAAGAAGCCGGUGGAUUUGAUGGUCUUGUAGGUGGUUACAAGCCUUGUCUUUAUUUUGCUAGAGGGUUUUGUAAGAAUGGUGAUAAUUGUAAGUUUUCACAUGGCGUUGGUGUUUCAGCUGAAAAUGUUGAUGUUAAUGGUGUUAUUCUUGGUUCACCUAGUAAAAUGGACCUUCUUUAUCAUCAACAUGAGGAAAUGAUGAGAAUGAGAGCAGCAGCUCAUCAGCAAAGAGUGGCUGCUGCGCAGUUGAUGGCUGGUGUUUCUUCUCCCUUGCCAUACGAAAGAAAAACGAAUCUUAUCUUGCAACAGCAAACUGAUACACAGAGAGCUGCUACAUUGAUGUUGGGUGAAGAAAUUUGCAGGUUUGCCCAGGGCCGAUCUGAGAGAAAUGAUGUUUUGGCAAUGGGAUUGGCAGAAAAAGCUAACUCAGCUUCAAAACAGAUUUACCUGACUUUUCCUGCGGAUAGUACAUUUAAAGACGAAGAUGUUUCAAACUACUUCAGCAUGUUUGGACUAGUGCAAGAUGUGAGGAUCCCUUACCAGCAGAAGCGGAUGUUUGGUUUUGUUACUUUUGUCCACCCAGAGACUGUGAAGCUCAUUUUGGCGAGAGGAAACCCCCAUUACAUUUGUGAUUCACGUGUGCUUGUUAAGCCCUACAAGGAAAAAGGAAAAGUUCCUGAUAAGAGGCAAUACCCGCAACAACAGUUUGAGAGAGGGAAUUUUUCUCCAUGUUCAAGCCCUUCAGUGCUUGACUCUAGGGAGCCAUAUGACCUUCAUGUUGGGGCAAAGAUGUUCUACAAUGCACAGGAGAUGAUGUUGAGAAGAGAAUUGGAAGAGCAAACCGAAAUCCAGGAAGCUAUUGAACUGCAAAGGAGCAGGUUCAUGAACUUGCAACUUCCAGACUUCAAGAAUGAUGGUAUUCAUCGUCAUCAGCGCAGCCUAUCUGUUGGUGCUUCUGUUUCCUUGCCUGCUUAUUCCCAUGUCUGUGAAAAUGUUCAUCCAUCUGAAAGCAUUAAACAAGAAGUCUCAGAAGUCAACGGUGAUAAUACAGCUGUUGCUGUUCCGUCAACUAUGAAUGCUGCUGAGCAGGAAGAAGUGAAUUCAGCUUGUGUUCAGAAAGAUGGAGUUGGAAAUACCCAAGAGUGUUCCAACCCCAAAGGAUACCAUGAGAGCAGUGUAGAGCAUCCACUUCCUGAUAGCCCUUUCGCUUCACCAAAAAAAUCUAUUGAAAAUCACCUCUCUGAGUUUCCUUCUGUUUUGGUGGAAGUAAAUGAAAGUCCUGCUUUAUGUGCUACUUCAUCUUCUGAAAGUUAUCCAUUACUGCCCAUCUCUUCUACUAGUGACAUGGCCUCCGCUUAAGUUGUCCUCUUCUUAAUUCCAAGGUUUUAUCAUGAGCCUGAAGCCAAUGAACUGUAGGAAAUAAAGAAAAGUAGAGAAGCAUAUACAAGAAGUAUCCCCUAGAUGUGUACAGCCAGAUUUAUAGAAUGAAGAGUAGAUCUGUAGAGAAUAUCUCGACAAGAUCAUCAUCAUCAUCAUCAUCAUCAUCUUCAAUACGAUACUACUAACAGCAAAUGCAUAUUGGAACAUAAAGAAUAGAUGAACUGAUUUUUGAGUGUAGGGCUUCUCUUUUCUCCCUUUGCACUCCUUUUGUAGGUUGUUUUCCAACAAACAAAAGCUGAAGAAAACAAGGAUAGUUGUUGUAUUGUCAAUCUAUGCAUCUUCUUUCACCUUAUGUGAUAAAAACAUUAUGUAAAGUUGACUUGUAUGAAUAGACUUUGA
Molecule: messenger RNA, 2761 nt
Organism: Durio zibethinus
Lineage: Eukaryota; Viridiplantae; Streptophyta; Magnoliopsida; Malvales; Malvaceae
Product: zinc finger CCCH domain-containing protein 55-like
Molecular function (GO): metal ion binding; RNA binding
Source: RefSeq, a predicted model, not a curated record